This is a messenger RNA of Hemiscyllium ocellatum (epaulette shark), 933 nucleotides long. RefSeq names its product heme-binding protein 2-like. The transcript has 7 exons. Lineage: Eukaryota; Metazoa; Chordata; Chondrichthyes; Orectolobiformes; Hemiscylliidae. The record is from RefSeq and is a predicted model, not a curated record. Bases 92 to 718 code for a protein of 208 amino acids.
CGAGCCACGGUGCUGUGGGACCGUCCCGGGAGGAACGACUUUGGGUUAGAUUAACAAGCCCGUGGAGGCAGGUCCUGAGGGAUUACGUGAGAUGUUUCCAGUCUUGCUGCUGGUUUUACUGGCUCAAGGUGUUCUGGCCCAAAGGGUCAGGAGACCAUACUUCUGUGCGGAGGGUGACGAGUGCUACUCCUUCAUAACCAUCUGCCGGGAUUCGGAAUACGAGACACGGGCGUACGAGCCCAGUGUGUGGAUUGGAUCGGUGGUAUAUCCGAAUGAAGAGAGGUACCGUGCCAUAGAUCGGCUCAGGGACUACUUUAAUCAGAAAAACCAACCAGGAAUCCAAAUUGAGAAGACAGUUCCUCAGGUGACCAGGUACCAAUACCUGGACAGGAAACCCAUCGCCACGGUGGUCUACAUGAUGCUGCCCAGGAGGUUCCAACGCAACCCACCCCUCCCAACAAACACCAUGGUUUUCCUGACUCAGUUCCCUGCGCUGACCAUGUUUGUGAAAACCACCAGAUCCUGGUUAACCUCCCUCCUGCCGCACGCUCAGGAACUCCUGGAGGAUCUACUCAGGCAGAGCGAGGCCUUCAUCGCAGAUCGCUUCUACAUCGCGGAAUACUCCGGACCCCUGACCAUCCUGAACCGUCACAAUGAGAUCUGGUACCUGAGCUCCGGCUAUCCCCUGUGUGCAUCGAGGUAUAGCCGAUGGUCCUGAAGACAGAUACAGCCAUCGGCCUACACAAGAGGAGCCGCCUCAAACAUCAGCAGUUACUCAUUCACCUUCACCUCCCCUUUCUCUCUCUCUGUCUGUCUGUCUGUCUGUGUCUGUCUCUCUCAGUCUCUCUCUCUAUCUAUCUCUCCCUGUCGCUAUCUCAUAGAGUCAUAGAGAUGUACAGCACGGAAACAGACCCUUCGGCCCAACCCAUCCAU